AAUAAUAAUAAUAAUAAUAAUAAUAAUAAUAAUAAUAAUAAUAAUAAUAAUAAUAAUAAUAAUAAUAAUAAUAAUAAUAAUAAUAAUAAUAAUAAUAAUAAUAAUAAUAAUAAUAAUAAUAAUAAUAAUAAUAAUAAUAAUAAUAAUAAUAAUAAUAAUAAUAAUAAUAAUAAUAAUAAUAAUAAUAAUAAUAAUAAUAAUAAUAAUAAUAAUAAUAAUAAUAAUAAUAAUAAUAAUAAUAAUAAUAAUAAUAAUAAUAAUAAUAAUAAUAAUAAUAAUAAUAAUAAUAAUAAUAAUAAUAAUAAUAAUAAUAAUAAUAAUAAUAAUAAUAAUAAUAAUAAUAAUAAUAAUAAUAAUAAUAAUAAUAAUAAUAAUAAUAAUAAUAAUAAUAAUAAUAAUAAUAAUAAUAAUAAUAAUAAUAAUAAUAAUAAUAAUAAUAAUAAUAAUAAUAAUAAUAAUAAUAAUAAUAAUAAUAAUAAUAUACUUAUAAAAAAUAAUUAUAAUAAUAAUAAUAAUAAUAAUAAUAAUAAUAAUAAUAAU
Molecule: messenger RNA, 540 nt
Organism: Vespa mandarinia (Asian giant hornet)
Lineage: Eukaryota; Metazoa; Arthropoda; Insecta; Hymenoptera; Vespidae
Source: RefSeq, a predicted model, not a curated record